Loxodonta africana (African savanna elephant) is the source of this 555-nucleotide messenger RNA. RefSeq names its product mitochondrial coiled-coil domain 1 (gene MCCD1). NCBI's taxonomy places the organism in Eukaryota, Metazoa, Chordata, Mammalia, Proboscidea, Elephantidae. The record is from RefSeq and is a predicted model, not a curated record.
AUGUCUGAGCCCAGCCCUGAGCAGCCUGCAGUCAAGGCCUUAGUUGUCUCUUUGACUCCUAUGACAACCAGAGUUAUGGCCACAGGGCCUCAGAGGAGCGAGGCUCAGACAGCUCCCUGCCUCACCACCACGGUGCUCCCUCUGCCCUGGCUGUCUCUGCUGUUGACAGGCCUUCUGCCCUCCUGGCCCCUGGACCCCCAGGCCUCCCCGGGGUGCUGCUCCCAGAGCCCCAAGGCAAACACACAGCAGACCAGCUCCUCGGACAGUGGAAAGAUGAGGUCACCCCCCAGGUAAGGUUCCAGACCCCAUAGCACAGCUGAGCUGGCUCAAGCUGAGGAGUUGCUGGAGCGGCAGCUGGAGCUGUACCAGGCCCUGCUGGAAGGGCAAGAGGGGGCCUGGAAGGCACAGGCCCUGGUGCUCAAGAUCCAGAAGCUGAAGGAACAAAUGAGACACCAAGAAAGCCUGUGGGGGAGAUGCCUAAGCUUCCUACCAGUCCCCAACUCACUCUGCAAUACAGGAAAUACACACCACACCCUCUACAAGCCCUUCAAUUAG